Purpureocillium lilacinum is the source of this 1101-nucleotide messenger RNA. RefSeq lists its product as uncharacterized. The record is from RefSeq and is a predicted model, not a curated record. Gene Ontology annotation, biological process: SREBP signaling pathway. NCBI's taxonomy places the organism in Eukaryota, Fungi, Ascomycota, Sordariomycetes, Hypocreales, Ophiocordycipitaceae. Gene Ontology annotation, cellular component: endoplasmic reticulum; Dsc E3 ubiquitin ligase complex.
AUGAGCGAUGACGCCUCCCCCCGCUGGACGGCGCGCGGCGACGAGACAUCGCCACGUGCCGCGGGAGCCCCGAGCGCGCCGCCGCCGCCCGUCGAUAGAGAAGACGACGAAGCCGACGACAACGGCGACGUGGGCGAUGCCGCGCGGUCCCCGUCCCGGUCGCGCUCCGAGUCGCGGCCCCGGCGCAAGAAGAGGAGCCGCAAGAAGCGAAACCCCGGCCUCGCCAAGAAGCUCACAUUCAUCACACACCUCCUCAAGACGCUCGACCUCGUCGUCUUUGCCGAGCUGAGCGCCCUGUACUAUAUGGAAUGCUCCAUGUUUCGCUUCCUGCUGCGCGCUGCCGGCCAGUACACCUACCUGACGCCCAAGGACAACUCCUUUCCAUUCUUCAUGCCCGCCAGCCGUCUACACGUCCUGCUCGUCGUAAUACCCAACCUCGUUUGCAUGCUACUACACCUAUUCGGCCGUCUGCCACACGGGCCUGGCUUCCACAGGGGAUACCAGCACGGCGGGCUCAUCAUCGACUUUGUCGGGCAGCGGCCCCCGACCUACCGACUAUACUACGUUCUAGCAGACGUAGUCAUACUUGCCGUGCAGUGCCUGAUGCUCACGGUGCAUACACAAAGGGAGAAGCUGCGCGUCGCCCUCAAGACGUUUAGGCCGCUGGUGCCGGACAUUGCGCAGGAGCUGGCGACUGCACGGUCCGCCGAGGAUUUGGAUGCGGAGGAACGCGGUGUGCUGCGGCACGCACCGGGCGUCGACAUAGAUGACGUCGAAGACGGCGAUGUGGAGCUUCGGACGUUGAAUCCAAACGGGCAGGAAGGCGAGGGGAGUGAACGCAUGGAAGCGUCGGGCUCACUGCUGCGGCCAGUCGCGACUGAAGCCAGCUCGAGAUCCCAACUAUCGGAUAUUAUGAACUCGGGCAACGCGGUCCUCGGCGAGUACCACAUCAUCCGCUCGCUCGCCUCCGCGGCGAUUGAUCUCGAACGCUCCGCAGCCAACUCGCUCCAGACUAUUGGCUACGGUGCGACUUUGGCAGCUCUGCGGGCGAGGAGACAAGGUGCCGCGGCUCCAACGGCGACGCAGCAUCCCAAUAGAUAG